Messenger RNA from Etheostoma cragini (Arkansas darter), 2388 nucleotides. RefSeq lists its product as uncharacterized. The record is from RefSeq and is a predicted model, not a curated record. Bases 245 to 1801 code for a protein of 518 amino acids. NCBI's taxonomy places the organism in Eukaryota, Metazoa, Chordata, Actinopteri, Perciformes, Percidae. The transcript has 8 exons.
AGCUCUCACACACACUCACACACAAGCGCCGUCCUGCAGGCGAGGAAACACAGGUAUCAUGACCCUGCUCCAGGACUCCCUCCACUCUGAAUCCUCCAACAACAGACGCCUUGUCCACAACUGAAACGCCGAGGCAACCUCUUGAAAAACAUGAUGAGGAAACUCUGAGGAAGGGUUUUAUUUGCUUUUCUCAACAUCGCCAGAUUUGAAUUGUCCUCCAAACCUAAGGGAUUGUAACAGGAGCAUGAGUGUGAAGAGGAAGAAGGCCGGGCUGGUGAUCAGCUGGCAGAAGUCCUUCUCCAUCCUGGCUCCUUGGAGGAAAGGAAAAGGAGACAGAGACACUGUACUGGACAGUGAGGUUGUCCUGACCAAAAUGAAGCUCUUCAGCAACUUCCAGGAGAGGUUCCUGAUGGGCGAAGACAACGUGUCCACCAUCUCCACCGUGUCCGUUACAGAGCAGGACAUUUCGGACCCCCCCAAAGCCUCUGAUGUGAAUUCCCAUCUUGAUGACAAGCCCGGACAGCCUCGAAUGGAGUCGGACUCCGACUACCUGUCUGACAUUUUCUUACACUCUCAGCUCCCGAGGUUGUACAAGUUUGAGUCGGAGGACUCAGGAGUGGAGCUGACAAGUGGAGCUAACUCUCCGUCCACCCCGACAGGCUCUGAGCAGAGCUUCAUGGUCCACAGUCGAGAGUCCUCCUGCAACACCUGCAACCUAAACUCUGACCCUACCACUCUCCCUGAUAAAAUAGUCACAUAUGCACAGGGCUCGGAGAUUAAACAGGCAGAGGACUCAGUAGAUAGUAGUCUGAGCACAGCAGUGGAUACUCAGGAUAAUGUGUUCAUGCACUCAGAGAAACUGAGCUCGGCUGCGAGAGUGGAACUGCACAUAGGUGAGGACGUGGAUAGAGACCAGUGCAGGGCUUCAGGAAUCAGCCGUGAAAGACAUGAGGAGAUGGUGUCUGGACAACUCAAGGACAACGGUGCUGUAAGUGAAAGGACCUGCUUAGAGGACACAACCGGAGCCUGCGAUGACAUGCCAGCCACUGACGGUCAGCCAGAGAACAUGAGGAGGAGUGCCACCAGUGACAGCCUGAGGGAGUACAUGGACGAAUGCUGCAAACUUAGUGAGGCCCAGCAGAGUCCCAGCCCUCUGGGUUCAGGCCUGGGUUACCUGGAGCACAUCUGCCAACUCAUGGAGAAGAUCGGCCAACUGCAGGAGACCAACCUCCAGCUGCAGAGGCACAUCUGCAGCCUGCAGAAGGACGACAGGAUGACAAAGACCAAAGAGGACUUCUUCCAGCAGCACUGCAGCUGUGGAGCAGCCAGCCUCGUCUUCCAGGACCUUCACAAGAGACACUUCAGAAGUGAGUGUCUGUCCCCCAGUGGAACCCUCUCUGACCUGUCCACCAUCCACGAGGUCACCCGGCAUCCACUUAUAUCAGCCAGAAGAGACGUGAGCGCCGAGGGUUCGACUCCCGUCCCUCUAUGGGGGAAAGGCUUGAACCGAAGGAGUUACACUGAGGGGGAGGACCGCUUCCUCGGGGACAGCACGGACGGACUGUCCACCCCCCAGCGCAUGCUGAGGGAAAGCUGCACAUGGGGCCGAGUCAAGGACCUGGUGAGGAGAUCUAAGCUGAGGAACCAAAGCAGGCUGGGACUGACUUCCUCCUCGCUGAAGAUGUCCUGCCCUCAACUCUACAUGCUGGACCUGGAACCAGCAGAUCCUGCUGCCAGAAACAGGAACUCCAUGAUUGCCUUGGGCCACCAGAGCAAACUGGACUUCCCCUGGCUGCAAUAACCAUCCAGAGGAGGACGCCGUGACGAUGCUGAGAUGAUUCAAGAAUGGAAGAGAAACCAGGAAGAAAAAGGAGGGAAUUAGGAAGAGAGAGAACAAUGGUGGGAAGGAAAGGACUCGGAGGAGGCAGCAAACGCUGCAUGGAAGUGAGAAUGAGAGUAACAUGUGAAACUCAUUAACUGUUUAUUGCAGGGUACUUAGAAAAUAUAGGCAAUGUUCUCCUAUAAUUAAGAAGAUGAGAUUACUACAUGUCCAAAAUGAUGUGUGACAUAAUAAACUGCAUUACGUUCUCUGUUGAUACUAUUUACACUCCUGUAGGUUUCCAUUAGGUGGCUGCAACCUUUGUAACAAUCCAACUGAUGUGAAACUUACACAUAUUUCCCAACUUUCCAUUUUAUAUGAUGUUGUAAAUGUGUUGUAGACAAAUCACACACAACUUUGUAUAGUGUGUGUGUUGCAUAACCAGCGUGCAUUCAGAGAUAAUGUAUGUGAAGAGUGUAGGAGAAAAAGCCUGCAGAGUUCCUGCUGAUUGAAGGUUGUGGAGAAACAUCUCUCUCUCUCAAUAUAACUAGAAGAUGUAUAUAUAUACA